AUGUUUCCAUCAGUCUGCAGCUCAAAGCCAGAAGUUGUUACUGUUGAUGUGAGCCAAGCCAAGACUCUCCUCCAAUCUGACUAUCAAUAUCUUGAUGUUAGGACUGAGGAAGAGUUUCGGAGAGGCCAUUGUCUUACACCUAAGAUCCUCAACGUUCCCUACAUGCUCAACUCCCCUCAAGGAAGAGUGAAGAAUCAAGACUUCUUGGAUCAAGUGUCUUCUCUUCUCAACCCCACUGAUGAUAUACUUGUGGGUUGUCAGAGUGGGGCCAGAUCCUUAAAUGCAACAGCUGAACUUCUUGCUGCUGGUUUCAAGAAAGUGAGAAACGUAGGAGGUGGCUAUCUGGCUUGGGUGGAUCACAACUUUCCCAUCAUCAAGGACAAGGAGCAGCAGCAAUCUACAAACUAA
Messenger RNA from Eruca vesicaria subsp. sativa (arugula), 408 nucleotides. Lineage: Eukaryota; Viridiplantae; Streptophyta; Magnoliopsida; Brassicales; Brassicaceae. The record is from the annotation of a GenBank genome assembly.